Messenger RNA from Coniophora puteana RWD-64-598 SS2, 1720 nucleotides. Its product is annotated as GPP34-domain-containing protein. NCBI's taxonomy places the organism in Eukaryota, Fungi, Basidiomycota, Agaricomycetes, Boletales, Coniophoraceae. The transcript is spliced from 3 exons. Gene Ontology annotation, biological process: Golgi vesicle budding; Golgi organization; retrograde vesicle-mediated transport, Golgi to endoplasmic reticulum. Gene Ontology annotation, cellular component: Golgi cisterna; trans-Golgi network; cytosol. The record is from RefSeq and is a predicted model, not a curated record. The coding region runs from base 314 to 1519 and encodes 401 amino acids. Gene Ontology annotation, molecular function: phosphatidylinositol-4-phosphate binding.
GGUACAUGUGGAAGAGAAGAAAACACACAACUUUCAAACGCUACAAUGUUCUCCCUGUGAAGUAGUUUCGUGAAGUCAAAGGACAGCCGGCCCGCAGAGUGCUGCAAGUUAAAGUGUUGAAGCCCUGGCGUGAGACAGUGGGUCGAGGAAAGAUGGCAGGCAGCGGCACAGCCUCCACUUUCCUCUCCCCAGACCGACCGCCUCGUCACAACCCACGCACCCUCCCCGCCCUCCCAUCUCAUCGCUGGACAACCACCCCCAGUAACACACCCCCGGCCCACCCAAAAGCGCCAGCGCACGACCCGACUCAGACAUGAGCACCUCCGCGGGCGGCCUCUCCAGACGGCGCGUCGCCGGCGCCUCCGCAGCCUCCAGUGCAAACGCAGACGACGACUGGUCCUCGACCUCCAACAACCCCACACCCAACGGCACCACGCCUUCUUCUCCGACCACCGGCACCGGCAGCGCGGGAGGCGGAGUCGCGCACUCGCACGCGGGCUCGGCGUUCGAGGGCGGGAGCAAGAUCGCGUAUGACCCAAGGGACCUCGACCGCGAUAGAGAGGAGGCGCGUGCGGGGGGGAAGAUGCCGCGGCUGACGAUUAUGGAGGAGGUGUUGCUGCUGGGGCUCAAGGAUAAGCAGGGCUACCUCUCCUUUUGGAAUGACAACAUCUCGUACGCCCUGCGCGGGUGCAUCCUCAUCGAGCUCGCCCUCCGCCGGCGCAUCGCGCUCGUCAAGCACGCGAACCGCCGGCAGAUGCCGCUCGCGGACCGCGUCGUGGAGGUGAUCGACGACCGGCAGACGGGCGAGACGAUCCUCGACGAGACGCUCAAGAUGAUGAAGUCGCAGGAGGGCGAGCGGAUGAGCAUCAACGCGUGGAUCGACCUCCUCAGCGGCGAGACGUGGAACGUGAUGAAGAUCGGAUUCCAGCUGAAGCAGGUGCGCGAGCGCCUCGCAAAGGGCCUCGUCGACAAGGGCGUGCUGCGCACCGAGAAGCGCAACUUUCUGCUCUUCGACAUGGCGACGCACCCCGUCGCGGACGUGCGCACGAAAGAGUCCGUCGUCGCGCGUGCGGUCGCGUUGCUCACCGCGACGACGUCGAGCAUCCCGCCGCAAGCGCUCGACAAGGAGGGCGUGCAGAACCGCGCGACAAGGGCGGUGUGUUUGGUGUGCGCGGCGUACGCGGCGAGCGUGCUUGAUAAUGCGUUUGGGCGGCUCACGUACGAGGACAGGGAGGCGGCGUUCCAGCGGUGCGACGAGAUUCUUGGCGAGUUUGCAGUGUGGCCGUUUGGGAGCGCCUCCUCGUCAUCGUCAUCGACCGGUGGUGGCAGUAUGGGCUCGGGGGCGCCGAGACGGAGGGAGAGCUCGCGGAUCGGGAUGGGGAGCAGCGCGAGCGGGCGAGAGAGCGUGUUGGGCUUGUUGCAGGAGGUCAGAAGAGAAAUGCAGGGCGAGGAGGACGUCGGGUUCGAGCUGGUCGCUGGUGUGCUCGAGGUGUUGUCAAAACUGGACUCACUCCUGUGAGGCGACCGUCUGUCGGCGACGAUAUGGCGCCUUCACUCGAUCAUCCUCAUCUCAUCCUUAAUCCGUUUGUUCGGACGCGCAUAUCAGCCUAAUCGCACUCUUAUAACCCUGUAUCUCUGGGUCUUACCACUAUAUUUUGUGUUUCUCUCUACAGUAGCCUCUUUUUCCCGUUUACGGGGUAUGAUACCCGUGAUUUCCGCC